AUCAUCUGUCAUUUGCUUUCAGCUAACUCUAUUUAAUCUUAAUUAUUUUGGAAUAUGGAAAGUACCAAUAACAUCACUGAAUUUAUACUGCUAGGACUUUCCCAGAACAAGAAAAUUAAAAUUCUAUGUUUUCUGCUGUUCUUGUUUUGCUACACAGCUAUUUUGGGAGGAAACCUGUUCAUAAUGAUUUCUAUAACACUUAGUCGACUAAAUGAACAACCCAUGUAUUUCUUCCUUAAUUGCCUUGCUUUGUCAGACCUGUGCUACACCUCCACAGUGACUCCCAAGCUUCUCACUGGCUUUCUCAUGAAAAGAAACAUGAUUUCUUAUGCCAGCUGCAUGGCUCAGCUCUUCACCAUGCACUUCUUUGGAGGAACUGAGAUCCUCAUCCUCACAGUGAUGGCCUAUGACCGCUAUGUGGCCAUCUGCAAGCCCCUGCACUACACCAUCAUCAUGAACAGGGGGAGGUGCCAUGCCAUGGUGGCUGCUUGCUGUGUUGGUGCUUUCAUCCAUUCUUUUCUCCAGAGCUUCCUUGUUACGAGUCUUCCCUUCUGUGGCCCCAAUGAGAUGGAUCACUAUUUCUGUGAUGUUUAUCCUUUGCUGUCACUUGCCUGUACCAAUACAUACACAGUCGGAUUUCUCGUGGUUGCAAAUUCAGGCAUGAUGGGACUAGUGACCUUCAUGGUCUUGAUGUGGUCUUACUCUUUCAUAUUAUACACCAUCAGGGCUUACCCUGCAGAGAGCCGUGGGAAAGCUCUUUCUACAUGCAGUUCCCAUGUCACUGUUGUCAUUUUGUUUUUUGUGCCUGUACUUUUCAUUUAUAUUAGACCAGCUGCCUCUUAUCCAGAAGAUAAAGUGUUUGCUCUUUUCUACACAAUCAUAGCUCCCAUGUUCAACCCUCUGAUCUACACACUGAGAAACAUGGAGAUGAAGAAUGCCCUGAGGAAAGUUUGGUGUCAUAACAUAUUUUUUAUUGGAAUAAGGAUGAUAAUAUUCACUGCUAAAUCAGAGCAUGAGACAGCUAAAGCAUGUUGCUCAUUGUCUUUCUAAAUCUUGAACCAUUUGAAUGUAUGAAAGUCCAUGUUUAAUCAAUACUCGUAAAUAAUGGUAACUUUCAUGUGUGAAUUGUAAAUAUCAUCUCUUGCAAGAUAAUGAUCAAGGAUUACUAAGAAAUGUAAUAUUAAUAUGCAUUCCCUGUGACUCUUAUUAAUAUAUUUUUAAAAUAUCAAAUUCAACAUUACAUGUUAUAGUCUUAACUUCUGUGUCAUAUUUUCUGAAGAAGGUGAGAUGUUUGUAUGGAAGAUCCUGAUCCCUGUGUCAGUCUUUUUACAAACUGCAAGGAACCAUACAGUUGGCUUGGCCUACCUUUCUUCAGAGCUAUGUAUCAUAUGUUCUUCAGGCUAGAGUCCAUGGCUCCUGGGGCACACUGUGACUUUCAGUUCCUGACAGACCAAUGCCAUCUCUUAGGCAGCGAAGCGUUCAGGCCACUUUGUGUUUCUCUGUAUGCUCCUUUUGUAGUCAAGGAAGCAUGAAGACUUGACAGGACAGUUGUUCUUCAUUAUUAAUCUUGUGUACUCUGUCUAGUUUGCAAACUACUAGAGCCUGGCAACCCAACUGUAUCGUUUGUGUCAAUUUCCUUUAUAUUCUAUUUAUGAUAAAGGUAUAAAAAAUCUGAUUGUUCUCAA
Mesocricetus auratus (golden hamster) is the source of this 1685-nucleotide messenger RNA. Its product is annotated as olfactory receptor 4P4. NCBI's taxonomy places the organism in Eukaryota, Metazoa, Chordata, Mammalia, Rodentia, Cricetidae. Gene Ontology annotation, molecular function: G protein-coupled receptor activity; olfactory receptor activity. Gene Ontology annotation, biological process: G protein-coupled receptor signaling pathway. The transcript has a single exon. Gene Ontology annotation, cellular component: membrane. The record is from RefSeq and is a predicted model, not a curated record. The coding region runs from base 55 to 1050 and encodes 331 amino acids.